This is a messenger RNA of Rubroshorea leprosula, 1378 nucleotides long. The record is from the annotation of a GenBank genome assembly. Lineage: Eukaryota; Viridiplantae; Streptophyta; Magnoliopsida; Malvales; Dipterocarpaceae.
CUAUGAAACCAAACCAUGCAAAAUGGUCCCCCAAUUGCUCUUUCUUUUUGGCUUCAGCUCUGAUUCUUUCUUCCCCUCCCUUCCUAGAGAGAGACAAAGAGAGAGAGAGAGGGGGGAGAGGGAAGAGAGAAAAAAAAAAUAAAGGGUCCCCUACAAAGGUAAGGCCCCAACCUAAAAGUUAUUAAUGCUCUUCCAAUAUGUAUAUAGAAACACUCACUAACCUUGUCUGCAGAGAAAACUGCGGCAGUUGGGAGCUCUGGCGUGACAAUAUUCAAUUUGCUUCCCACAUUGGACCACACCAAUUUUCUUUCUUUCUUAUUUUAUUUAUUUAUUCCUUUGCUUCAGUACCUAACCCUUCAAUCUCUGCUAUUUAUAUCCUCUUAUAUCCUUUGCUUCUUAUCAAGCGAAGCUCCCAUGGCAGCCUCUCCUUCCGAAAGAUUGCCUUGUUUAAAUUUUUGGGCCUUCCAUGGAGGAGCUAGCUAGGGUGCACCACCAUCCGAUGAAGCUGCCAGCAUGAUCUUAACCUCCCUCCUUUGUUGAGGAAAGAUCAGAUCAUGUGGCAGUUUCACCUGUUGUUGGUUGCACCAAACGAAGCACUUAACCCUAAUUCCCUUCACAUGAAACCCUAAUUCCCAAAUCCCCAUACCCCCUUUUUCCCCCUGUUUCAAUCCCUAGAAGGGUCUUUCCUUUCCCUUUGAAUGAUUCAGAUUCAUCCUGGGUUUAAUGGGUUCUCUUUCCUUUUUCUCUAUGUGUUUUGUACUUGUUGGGUAAUUUGUACUUAAUGUUUUGCUUCUUUUGUGUAGAGUUCAUGUAUGGAGAUUUGUAUGUGAAAAAAAAAAAAAAAAAAAAAAACUUUACACAGGAAGAUGUUUGAAUGUCAGGAAUUUCUGUGACAUGAUCAUCUAUUAAUCUUUUUGCUUGUUGGUGGGUGCAGUUUUUUUAUGAAUUCAAGAUCCCUCUGUUCUCCUGGUGCUUUGGUGAUUGAACCUGAUCGAUCAGGUAUUUUGUUCCUCAAGAUGACCGUACGGAUUGAUUUAAUAAAUUAAAAUUAUGGGUAUAUAAAUAAUUAAUACCUCCUGUUUAUGUGCAGAGCAAUGUAUUGUUUGUUUAGGGUUUUCAUACUACUGGAUGUGAUUUUGAGCCUAAUCUCUAAGCAAUUUUAUCUUCUCUUUCCGGUCAUUCUGAAUUGGUCUUACUUUUUUCCCCUAAUCAACACCAGAGAUUCACAAAUGGGGGAGAGAGAGGGAGAGCUGGAACUUUUCUAAAUUUACCUGCUAUAUGGAGUCAUGUAUGGUAAUUACUUGUAGUUUGAUAUGUGAUUUGGUUAAAUCUUGAACAAAUUCCAGCAUUAGGUUACUAAUAGAUUGAUUGAUGAAGG